GAUCUGAAAUGAGUCUUUCUCCGUUGGCGAGCAGCAUUAGCCAUGGCAAGAAGGAAGUUCGCCAAGGGCUGAGAAUCAACAGCAAGCUGGUGCAGGCUCUGAUCCUCCUGGUGGCCUGUGUCCUGUUCGGAGCCAACUUGAACUACGCCUCCUUUCCACCUGGCACUGUAAUCGACAUCAAGCUAGGAGAUGUCGCCCUCGACCAGUUCAGCUAUACACCAACCCGCGACGGAUACGAGUUCAACUACACCCUGCCCGAUGGAACUUUCCGGGAUGAGAUUGGCAAAGUGCUGAGCGGUUCUUCAGCAGCUCAGGAUCUUGAGAAUGCCAACAGUCUGGCCAAGAACCAUCGUCCCUCUCGCCAACAGGGUCUGAAGAUCCGCAAGUUGUCAGGAAAAUCCCUGGCUUCUCUGGCCGGCUAAAACAACUCAAAGAUUAUUUUUAUAACAAUCCAUCACGAAUUUAUUACAACAGUUUGCCAACUGUUUUAGGCUAGUUUAUAAGUUGAGAUGUUAAAUUUGCAAGCAAUAAAAACAUUCGAUCCAAAAUAACCG
Drosophila subpulchrella is the source of this 554-nucleotide messenger RNA. RefSeq lists its product as uncharacterized. The coding region runs from base 9 to 422 and encodes 137 amino acids. Lineage: Eukaryota; Metazoa; Arthropoda; Insecta; Diptera; Drosophilidae. The transcript has 2 exons. The record is from RefSeq and is a predicted model, not a curated record.